Messenger RNA from Owenia fusiformis, 1925 nucleotides. The record is from the annotation of a GenBank genome assembly. Lineage: Eukaryota; Metazoa; Annelida; Polychaeta; Sabellida; Oweniidae.
AGAACUACGCUUUAUAGCAUGCUAUGCAAACCAAUAUAAAGCAAUGAGUUCCAUUCAGUAAAGCUCAUUAGAGAACCCUGGUUCCAUCGACCAGCAUCAUUUCGUCAGUUCUACAGCAAUACAUUUCGCAAAUGGGGAUAUAUUUUAGAACUUGUGAAAAUACAAUGCAUAGCAGUAGUAACAAACUUUGAACGCCUAAACUAGGAGGAUUCGUAAAUGUAAAAUCCAAAGUUAAUCAUUUAUUUUUCAAUAAUACCGAGAAGAUGAUCAUAGACAUGCGUGAGAUGUCCCAGCGUUGGAGUUAGGUUAUAUAGUCAUUGAGUACUUAUCUACUCGCCGUUCUUCCUCUGGAACUUAGGAUAUAUACAUUUUGGGAACAUUUGUCAGAAAACGUGUCCCUUUAACUUUACUGCAUAUGGAGACUGUUGCGAACCACAGCGGGCAAGAAGAGUUGAUCGACAGUUCACUCCAUAACAGCAGCAACAUUAAUAAUAAUCAUCCCCUUGGCAACAUGCCAAACAUCACCACAAAUAACAACAACAAUAUGACAACCAGUGAAAACCAUCCAUCAUUUGGAAACACAGGGAGUGACAUUAAUGCGAAUGACAGUUCUAAAUGCUGUGCGGGUUGUGGGAGCCCGAUCCAGGAACGAUAUCUCCUGCAUUCUAUGGAGAGGUACUGGCACAUCCGUUGCCUAAAGUGCUCUUGUUGCCAGGCACCACUGGGGGAUCUCGGCCAAACGUGCUUUUCAAAGGCUGGGAUGAUUUUGUGUAAAAAUGAUUAUUUAAGAUUAUUUGGCACUAGUGGAACAUGCAGCGCAUGCGCACUCGCCAUACCUGCCAGUGAAUUCGUGAUGCGUGCGCAGUCUAACGUUUAUCACCUAAAGUGUUUCCAGUGUAUCACGUGCCAUAAACAACUUGUCAUGGGUGAUAGAUUUGGUCUAGUGAACAACAAUCUAGUGUGCGAACAAGACUAUUCCAAAUAUACAAAAAGUGGCAGUUCAUCAACAAACUCUAGGGGACAACACAAAAUGACUGUAAUGUAAAGAAAUGACUUAUUUUGUGACCCAAAUUUGGGUAAAGGCGGAGCUCAAAAGUGGUUAGAAAUCGGAGGUUACAAAUAUGUGAUGCUUAAGUCACAAAUCAAUGGAUUCAACUGAUGUGCGUCAAUAAUAGUACAAAUAUGAAUCACCGAACAAAGCUUUCAUACAACAGCCGAUUUGCAGACUUCAAACUCCAGGAAGAAUUACGGAACUCGCCUAUUUCUUUGUGAUCUGAGGUGUUUUCUAUUACGAUUUAUUGCAAAAAUAAGUAUGACAAUAGCAGCAGUCCCUGGUCAUUCCUUCCCUCGUCUAACUCUUUUAUAGAAAUAAAAUGGGGUUGGGCAACACAUAGGGUUUGAUUGCUAGACGGAAAGUCAGGAUUUGUAGACAUUAAUUCGGUCAACUGGACAAAAAUCUUGUUUUUCUCACUUUCCAAAUACCCUGCGUGCAGAGUCUAGUUAAACUAGACGAAGCUCUAUUUUAAGAAGUGAAGUCAAACGAAUGCAAAGGGAUACCCCAAAAUAAAGGACCAUGCUAUGUAUGAUCGACAAAUAAAGAAAUGGGAGUUCUUAUAUAAUUAUAUGUGCAAGAUCGACCAUUAUUGUUGAGCUUUGAUAAUUGUUCUUUAUCGUGUUGAAAAACUUCAGCCUAACAUUUUUUGAAUGAACGUUUUCUGAGAAAAGUAGUAAGAACAAUAUGUAGCUAACGAAGUACAGAAAAAUUCUUUUCCAAAUUUUUAUCUGCACUAUACCAAUAGCCAUCCCAUGGCUCACCGAAAGCACCAUUUUUGAUUUAUACAGGGUGGUAAAAACGGAAACCCUUACGCCAUUUUCCUCAUAUCUUUGUCAUUAAGAAAUAACUCCCUGAUAUUUUACACAUUUGU